Messenger RNA from Armigeres subalbatus, 2660 nucleotides. RefSeq lists its product as uncharacterized. Lineage: Eukaryota; Metazoa; Arthropoda; Insecta; Diptera; Culicidae. The record is from RefSeq and is a predicted model, not a curated record.
AAUAAAAUUAUUUUGAUCUGCGAUUCCUUUUCAAACGUAAGUUUUGUUACUUUCUUUCGAGGUAAGGUCUCCUGCUGCGUAACAUAUUCUACAUGCUUUAUCUUGGGUAGUCUUCUACUUCCACGCGUAGAUAAUUCAAAUAAUUUUGUUGAUUAAAUUGUAUUAUCAAGAUAUCAGCUGAGAAGCAGCUGAAACACAGCCGAACGAAAGAAGGAGAAUAAUUCUAAUCAGUCGAUGAAAAAGACAUUGACUAUAUCAAAACUAGAAUAUUCGUAACAUGAGAUAGUGGUAUUAUUUUGGCCAUAAAAGGGAAAUUUCACAAUAUUCUAUAGUGUUACGCAAUUUGUUGCACAAAAAACGCAAAUGCAGUUGUUAGUAACAGUUUCCCGGCUGCAAAUAGUGCUUGCACUGCUGCUGACUAUGGGAUCUGGAACUCCACCAGCAGAUGCGUAUGGCGAUCUACCGGUGAGCAACAUUCCUAUCUACAGCGAUGGGAUUUACUUCGAGAAUUUGAAGCCGGUGAAAAUUCAAGUUAGUACCUGGACACUCCAAUCGGAGUACGAGCUGAAAGAGUUUGUCGACGAGAUAACGUUAGCCAACAGCAGUGUAGCUAAGCUGAUUACGGCAUGUAACGAAAUGAUGAAAAAGUUCCCAGGCAGUUGCGAAAGCAUUGGGAAUUUAGUGGAGCUAACCAGGGAGUUGAACGAUUUUCAAAGUCUGCUGAACAGUUUGUGCUCUGAUAAAAGACGCACAAAGAGAGGCAUUUUGAAAUCCUGGUUUGGAAUGAUGGACGACGAAGAUCGAGAAGAAAUUUCCGGAAACUUCAGGAAAGUCGAUGAACAAUUGGAUACACAAUCCUCGAAAGUGGAGCAUUUUUUCAAUAGUACCAACAAGGCGAUUGCUGUACUGAGUGGAAACAUGUUUCAAGUAGAUCCUAAGAAGCCGGGUACAAUCGAUUACAGUCGUGAAGGACAAUUGCUUAUGAUGGAUAUUCUGUUGAACAAAAUUAUUCGGAAAAAGGAACUGUUCAUGAAGCUUUUGCAGUCCUCAAGUUCUGUGUCAUGUGAUGACAUUGUUGGCCCUACUCGAUUGCUGAACGAAAUCGAAAAGCUGCAAAAGAUACUACCGGAAGAUUUUACUUUUCCGGUGCAAUUUACAUUGCGAGAUGUCAUAAAGUUGUAUCCACUAUCAAAGGUGGUUGCUUACGUGGAUGAUUGUAAAAUGAAAGUCAGCAUCCUGCUACCUUUAUGCAACAAAGUGGAUUACACUACACUGAAAGGAACGAGCGUUCCAAUGAUGAAAGAUGGCAUUCUGAAGAUGUUUCCAUUGGAGAACGAUGUAUUGGUGUACAAUAUGCAACAUCAUCUCGGAAUGAUCAUGAAUUACGACGAGUACAAAGCCUGCAACCAUUUGAACGAUUUUGCCCUUUGUAACACUCACCAUUUAAUUAAAAACUUAUCCUCUGCCGAAGACUGCAUUGUGACAUCAUUCUUCAAUCGCACAACCGCCGAUUCGGACUGCCGAGUUAACCGACUGCAACUGCGCCAUCAAAUCUGGAUUCAGCUAGCGGAUCCUAACCGUUGGAUUUACGCCGUACCCAACCGUACUUCGGUCGUGGUCAACUAUGGCCUAGGAAAUAGCAAAACCAUCGAGCUCAGCGGUGUCGGAAUGCUGAAACUUACUCGGAUGUGUCACGUGCGCUCACAGGACAUCGUUCUCCAGUACGUACCUGAAUUGCGCGGGAAGAUGCAACCGAACACGCUCGGUUUCCAACUACCAGCCGUGGUAACACGAGACCAACCCAGGAUAAUUUCCGCCAGUGACAACAACAAAGUGAUCCUAGCCGGCCAAAAUACGGAAACCGCUCUGCAAGAUCGAUCGCAUCUAACCGGCAUUCACUACGAGCCGGCAUCGUUUUCACCGUGGGCCAUCGUUGGCAUCGUUUGCGGAGUAUUUAUCGUCACCGCGGUGGCGGUUCAGGUUUACUUCAAAAUGGUCAACGAAAAGCGACGACAGGCGCAGGUGCUGACACGAAUGCAACAGCAGGAAAUGGCAAACCCAAACGAAAGUUUUACCAGCAAUAGAUCUCCGAACAAUUCGCAGCAUGCAUUCCUGCCUGAGGGGAGAGCUACGGCCCCGCCAUACGAUUUGUCAAGGGAGGAUUAGUGCUGCAGCGAAUGAAAAGAGGAUUGAUUUAGAAGUGUGCCUUUCGUAAACAACUGAGGAUGCCUGCAUCCUUUUUUGAUGUGCAGUGGACUAUUUUAGGACAGUUUGGCUUGUGUGAUGAGCUGAUGAUGGGCUGUGUUUAAUUAGUUUAAGAUUGCGAAAAUAAUCAGAAAGGUUUCGCACUGCUUAUGACUAUGUAGUUAGGUUUUAUUAAAAAUAGUUUCGAUGGAGUAAUAUGAUUUAGAAAUAUACGUUAGAAUUAUAUAUUCGAUUUAACAGAUAAUCACAAAUAAUAAACUGAUUCCUCUACAGCAAACAAUUUCAUAUACAUAAAUCAACGAUUAAGCAGUAUAAAAAGUUAAUUAAAGAGCUUGGCAGUGCAAAUAAAAAGAAUCCACGUGUUUGGGUGAUACUCAAACGCAUAACUUUACAUAGGCGUAAUAAUGACUAAAAACCAGAUCUCCUAGUGGUAUGCGCAGCCAAGGUAUUUAAUU